Messenger RNA from Anarrhichthys ocellatus (wolf-eel), 1260 nucleotides. Its product is annotated as zona pellucida sperm-binding protein 2-like. The transcript has 9 exons. The record is from RefSeq and is a predicted model, not a curated record. NCBI's taxonomy places the organism in Eukaryota, Metazoa, Chordata, Actinopteri, Perciformes, Anarhichadidae. The coding region runs from base 82 to 1251 and encodes 389 amino acids.
CCCACCAUCACUGGCACCUGUGACCAGAACCAGUUUUACAUCGGUGUGAAAUACGGAAAUCAAGGCCACAAUUUCAAGGCAAUGGUUGGCCCUCGAGAGCUUACAGCUGAGAUAGCUGACGAAUACAAUUUCCAAGGAAACAGCACACACUUUAGCCUCAUACUGCCAUACACUGCCAAGGACACAGCGGUCGAGCUGAUAACCUCGGAUUCAGUCAGAACCCGAGUUGACUUGCUUCUGUUGGAUCCCAUCAACAACUGGGUGCUUUCUGAUCUCUACCUGUCCUGCACCUUCCCCUUCAUAAGAACCACGUGUAACCCCAAUGGAACCAUGACCGCUAUGGCUGUGAAGGUGGAAUCUGUGCCCAAUCUCAGCCCAAGCAGGCUAACCCUAAAGGACCAGUCCUGCAAACCGGUGUUCAGUGACGAUCGCUCUGCAUAUUUCUCUUUCAGUGUCGAUUCCUGUGGAACCACUAGAACAUUCUUUGACCACUACAUGCUGUAUGAAAAUGAGAUUGGCCUGUAUUACAACAACAAAGGAGUAGCCUACAUAUCACCGGUUGAUCCGGAGUACAGACAGACCGUUUCCUGCUACUACGUGGUCAAUGAGACUCGGACUGUUGCAUUCAGCUCUAAACCAAGACGCUAUGAACCCACAGCAGAGAUCGGCUCAGGGCAGCUGAUGGCGCAAAUGAGGCUAGCCCAAGAUUCAUCAUACAAUCUCUUCUACCAAGCAGAAGAUUAUCCAGUUGUAAAAUAUCUGAGGCAGCCUCUGUAUUUUGAGGUGGAGCUGAUUGAGUCUACUGACCCAAAUCUGGAGCUCAUUGUGGAGAAGUGUUGGGCUACACUUUAUGAUGACCGGACGUCUCUGCCUCUCUGGGAUAUCAUUGUGGAUGGCUGUGAGAAUCCUGAUGAUAGCUAUGUGACCAUUUUCCAUCCUGUUGUGAGCAACACCAGGGUUCUGGUCCCAGCCCACAUCAAACACUUCUCUAUAAAGAUGUUCACCUUCACUAAAGAGGAGGCGGUUCUGAAAGAUGAGAUCUAUGUCCACUGUGAUGCAGUGAUUUGUGAUUCAAACGGCCAAUUGGAUGGUUUGUGCAGAGGCCAGUGUGUGCAACUUACACGCCAGAUUUACUCCAGACCGCAAGAGAUAAAAGGAGUAGGACGGGGGCAAAGAGGAACAGACUCUACUCAGCAAAGGCAAAUCUCCACUGGGCCUAUUGUGUUAACAUCUGAUCGAACUUCUGAAUAAACAAAUUUC